Molecule: messenger RNA, 1970 nt
Organism: Ceutorhynchus assimilis (cabbage seed weevil)
Lineage: Eukaryota; Metazoa; Arthropoda; Insecta; Coleoptera; Curculionidae
Source: the annotation of a GenBank genome assembly
AUCCUGUUCUGCCACCUACUGUGCUACGCUCUAUCUACCCCACAUCAGUUUUUAUCUCUGGGUAAUUUUUCACUUCUCAAGUCGGACAACAGUGUUUCUUAAGAGUGUGUGACACAAUAAUAAUUUUCUUUUGUAAUAUAGCAAAUAGAAAAAGUAUAUUAAAAGUCUCCAUAAUGACAAAAUCUCCGAAAAAAUCCCACCAACCGCCAUCCAGAUCGAUGAGCAAACAAGACGAAAUCCUGGAAGACCAAAACCGAUAUUUCGCCAACUAUGGCAAAAAGAAAUUGUCCAAGUGGGAAUUGAUGUCGUUGUUUUUGUGGAAUCCCGAAACCAAAGCCGUAAUGGGCAGAACUGGAUCCAGCUGGUCAAAAAUCGGCCUAUUCUACCUCAUCUUCUACGCAAUGCUGGCAGCACUGAUAGCAAUUUGCAUGUGGGUCUUUCUGCAAACCUUAAACCCGAGAAUCCCCAAAUGGCAACUGGACCAAUCGAUUAUCGGCACCAAUCCCGGAUUGGGCUUCAGACCGAUGCCUGACAACAUGGAGAGCACCCUCAUUUGGUUCCAGGGUACCAACAAGAGCAACUAUCAACCUUGGGUUAACAAACUCAAUAACUUUUUAGAAACUUAUUAUACUCCAAGUAAAAUCGCCAAAGGCAGUGGGCAAAUUAAGCCUUGUUCACAUUCAGACUUUCCUCGUGAAAAUGAAGUUUGCGAAGUGGAUGUUAGACAAUGGGGCAAAUGCAACAAAGACGAUUCGUAUGAUUAUCAGAGGAGUUCGCCGUGUAUUUUUUUAAAAUUGAACAGAAUCUAUGGUUGGACUCCGGAAUAUUACAUGGAAAACGAUGAACUUCCAAAAGAAAUGCCUAAGCAGUUAAAGGAACAUAUUUUGAAUAUUACUAUUCCAAACCAAAGAAGAAACGUUUGGAUUUCUUGCCAAGGUGAAAAUCCAGCCGACAGAGAAUAUAUAGGAAGUCUCACCUAUUAUCCCAAAAACUUUCAAGGAUUUCCGGGAUAUUAUUUUCCUUAUUUGAACAAGGAAGGUUACUUAAGUCCCCUUGUGGCUGUGAGAUUUGAAAGAGCACAACCUGGUGUAGUAAUCAAUGUAGAAUGUCGUGCCUGGGCCAAAAACAUCAAGUACAGUCGAGGUGAUCGAAUAGGCUCAGUACAUUUUGAGUUACUCAUUGAUUAAAGAAGAAUUUUAGUUUUUUUGAAUCUCAUUCGAAUGCAUUUUAAUUUAUUUGAGAAAAUCCUGCUCAGGUUUAUUGGACAAUUUUCCAUUUAUACUGCCUCAAAAUGUGUCUUAUCUAAUUAUUGUAUAACAUGCAUAUAUUUUUACACUGGGACUAUAAUUAUUGCUUAUAUUGCAUCGAUAUAAAACCCACAGUCUCAAAUUUUGAUUGUGUAAAUGUAAAUACUUUCUCAUUAUUUAUAAAGAAAAUAUAGUAGUUGUACUUGUAUUAGUGUCAAGAUUGAUUCAGAUUGUGAGUAUUUUAGAUUUGUUUGAAAUUUUGAUGGCACUGUAAGCUUUAAAAAAAUAAAAGAAAAUGUUUCAAGAUAUUCGGCAAUAAAAAACUGAUAAGUAAUUAAUACAAGCAUAUGUAAGAGUUCAUUGGUAGGUAACUUUUCAUUUGACAUAAAGGGCAUUUUCUUUAUACAUUUUUAAACAUUGUUCUUUGAGUUUUUUAUUGUCGUCUGAGACGUCUGAUUAAACUUCGAGUAGCGCUGCAGCCUAUGGUGCUGGAUCUUCCUAUUUACUGACGGUUCUCGAGUUCUUGAUUAACUCUGACAUUUAUUGAUUAUUCUGUGACAUUCAAUUAUCAAUUAAAUUGUGGCUUUUUUCAUUGUGUCUAUUGUUAGGUUCCCAGUAGUGUUUGUUGGUUACAUAUGGCAAUACCACGCAAUACUUAUUAUACACAUGGAUAGUAUAUUCUUCAAUUAAAGCUUAGAAAGCUAUGCUUUCACCCAUGUUUCG